AUGGUGGGAACAAGGCCUACAACCUGUAGUUAUGACGCCAUACCGUGGCUUCUUUGCCUAAACAUAGAAGGCGAGGCUGUUGGCUUGAUGAUGUCAGGGCAGCCAAAAAGCAGUCUCAACUUCCUCCUUCCCCCGUACUAUCCUCAGAUGGUCAUAGAGACCCUAGCUGCCGGGAGAACCAUUCCUCGAGGCACCAUCCAGGUGAAAUGGACUCUACAAGCACUCCACGAGAGCAAGCGAUACGGCCUGCCGGCUGAGUGGGACAAUAAAAUGCGGGGCCAAGAGAAGGCCAACGCCAUUGUCGCAGAGGCAGUACUUGAGGGAAGCCCUGCGCACGGCAAGAUCGAAGCGGGCGAUAUACUUCUGGAGGUGGAUCAAAAGCUGCAAGUCAAUCUGUGGAGGCUGAGCAUGUACGAGGACAAUCAUAUCGAUCGGAAAGUCAACGAGAUCUUCCACGGUAUUGUGUCUUUGCAUUUAUUCCACUCUGCGGACGUUGACGGGUGCGGCACCGGGCAGUUCAUCAGGACCGGCUUGCUCCUCGAGCAUGGCCUUGUUGUCACACGUCGCGGAAAUUCGUCAUGGGUCGACCAAGUCAAAAUCACGCUCUCAGCAGGAACAGAAGUACGGGCGCACAUCAUAUUCAUGCACGAGGCGGUCGACUUCACCUUCAUCAAGUACAACACUGCUGAUGUUCCACAGGGCCUAGACCUCAAACCGGCUUCCCUGUCGGAAAGACGCCUUAAAGAAGGCGAUGGGGAUUACUUGGCAAGCUUCGAUAAUGCCGAGAAGAAGGUUGACCUAUGUUGA
This is a messenger RNA of Diaporthe amygdali, 807 nucleotides long. RefSeq names its product trypsin-like protein. The transcript has 3 exons. The record is from RefSeq and is a predicted model, not a curated record. Gene Ontology annotation, molecular function: protein binding. NCBI's taxonomy places the organism in Eukaryota, Fungi, Ascomycota, Sordariomycetes, Diaporthales, Diaporthaceae. The coding region runs from base 1 to 807 and encodes 268 amino acids.